Paraphaeosphaeria sporulosa is the source of this 2511-nucleotide messenger RNA. RefSeq lists its product as uncharacterized. The annotation marks the transcript as partial. Gene Ontology annotation, cellular component: nucleus. Gene Ontology annotation, molecular function: zinc ion binding; DNA-binding transcription factor activity, RNA polymerase II-specific; DNA binding. Gene Ontology annotation, biological process: DNA-templated transcription; regulation of DNA-templated transcription. The transcript has a single exon. The record is from RefSeq and is a predicted model, not a curated record. NCBI's taxonomy places the organism in Eukaryota, Fungi, Ascomycota, Dothideomycetes, Pleosporales, Didymosphaeriaceae.
GAGGACAUGGGCGACUCAGGCACGACCGCGACAACGAUGACUGCGCCGCAACCCUCGCGAUUCGAACACGACGACCCGCUGGCCCUGCACGAGUACGGCCUCUCGGAGCUGCGAGCCUCGAUGGCGUCCUUCUCCGACUUCCCCAUGGCCUUCGGGCCCAACCAGGGCUUUGGGAGUGGCUACGACCGAUCGCAGACCAGCAUCCAGACCAACCUGCACAACCACCGAGGGAGCAUGGUGGACAUGGAAGACGGAAACGUGAGUGGCGGCAGCGCGCACCCGCAUCGGCCCAGCAUUGACCUGGGCCGCGACGGCAACCAGACGAGCCCGGAAAGCGCGGCUGGGCUGGGCAUGCUGCUGGGCGAUGGCAUGGACGACGCAUCGCUGGCAAUGAAGCUGGAAGACGGGAUCCUGAUGGAGGGCGCGGAGGGCGCGGCCACCAAGGGCGACAGCCAGGACCCGCCGCCGUGGAGCGAAAUGAAGACCAAAGCGGGCAAGGAAAGAAAACGGCUGCCGCUGGCGUGCAUUGCGUGCCGGCGCAAGAAGAUUCGCUGCUCGGGUGAGAAGCCGGCGUGCAAGCACUGUUUGAGAAGCCGCAUCCCGUGUGUGUACAAGGUCACCACGCGGAAGGCGGCACCCAGGACCGACUACAUGGCCAUGCUCGACAAGCGGCUGCGGCGCAUGGAGGACCGCGUCAUCAAGCUCAUCCCCAAGGAGAGCCUGCCGUCAGUCGCCGGCGUCGGACGAUCCGUCGUCAAGCCGGCGCUGCCGGGCGCGCCGCCCAAGACGCCCACUGCGCACAAGAAACGAGGUGCCGAAGAAGCGUUUGGAAACGACUUGGACGAAUGGGCAAAAUCAAAGUCGGCCAACCCGGACGCAUCCGGCUCGGCGUCGAGAAACAAGGAGUCCGACGACACCAGCCUGCUCACCGAGGGCGUCGAGAGCCUGCCGUCCAAGGAGAUCCAGGAGCAUCUGGCCGAGGUCUACUUCGACUACGUAUACGGCCAGAGCUACCCACUCUUGCACAAGCCCAGCUUUUUGCGGAGGCUCGCGAAAGGCGAUGUGCCCCCGGUCCUCAUUCUGGCCAUCUGCGCCAUAUCCGCGCGUUUCUCGACACAUCCGCAGCUGCGCUCGGAGCCCUGCUUCCUCCGCGGCGACAACUGGGGCGAGAAAGCGCGAGAAAUAGCACUCAGGCGGUACGACGCUCCCAACAUCACAAUCCUGAUCGUCUACCUACUGCUCGGUUUGCACGAGUUCGGAACAUGUCAAGGUGGAAGAAGUUGGAUGUUUGGCGGCAUGGCUCAGCGAAUGGCAUACGCGCUGCAGCUGCACAAGGAAUGCGAGUACGAUCCGAGUGUACCAGAGGCUGAUCGCAAGCCUCUUAGCCUCACGGACCGCGAGAUUCGAAGGCGGACAAUGUGGUCUUGUUUUCUCAUGGACCGCUUCAACUCGUCCGGCACAGAUCGGCCAUUGUUUGUCCAUGAGCAGUACAUUGAGGUUCAGCUACCCGUCAAGGAGCAUCUUUAUGUGCACGAGAUACAAGCCCCGACAGAGAACUUGGACGGAAACGUACCGAAUCCCGUUGCGCCAGACAGUGGUCAACUGUCGGAACCCCGCGAGAACAUGGGCGUUACGGCGUACACUAUCCGCCUUGUCUGCAUAUGGGGCAAGCUAGUAAAAUACAUGAACCUGGGUGGCAAAGAGCGGGAGCCUGAACCUAUGUGGUCCGCCAAAUCCACCUUCCACAUCAUCAAGAAGGAGGCCAAGGAGUUCAAGGAAGCUCUACCGGAAAUGCUAGUCUACAGCCCCGAAAACCUGAAAAGCCACGCCAUAGGACGAACAGCAAAUUCGUACCUCUACUUGCACAUCCUCUACCAACAGAUCAUACUCUUCCUGCACCGAUUCUCUCUUCCUUCGAAGGCUGGGAGUCGACCACCGAAAGAAAUGCCUCACGAUUUCCUCACCGAGUCUGCUCGUACGGCAUUAGAUGCUGCGAACCAGAUAUCGAUUCUAAUUAACGAAGCAAUGGACCACAAUGUGGUUGCACCAUUCGCUGGUUAUUCCGCUUUCUUUUCUUCUACCGUCCACGUCCACGGGGUAUUUUCCAAGAACCCGAAGCUCGAAGCGCAAUCGAAGAAGUACCUCGCUUACAACGUCAAAUACCUGAGUAAGAUGAAGAAGUACUGGGGUAUGUUCCACUAUAUCGCAGAGAACUUGAAGGAACUGUACCGGCAACAUGCAGAUGCACAGCUCAGAGGCCCUGGUGCCGCUGGGGACAAGACCAAGGCCGUCAUCUUCCAGUACGGUGACUGGUUCGACAGAUAUCCACACGGUGUAUCCAAGACGGACUACGAGGACGCUGCCGAACCCAAUACCAACGAACCAGGUACUGACGCUGUACUUGGGCAGAAGAGCGACCUGCAAAGCGUCGAAGAAUUCUUUGCCUCACUGUCGCCACCGACCCGAGCAGAAACCCAACGCAAGCAAGCCCGAAAGAAACAGUCGAAGUCG